Molecule: messenger RNA, 2078 nt
Organism: Melanaphis sacchari
Lineage: Eukaryota; Metazoa; Arthropoda; Insecta; Hemiptera; Aphididae
Product: dnaJ homolog subfamily C member 1
Exons: 7
Coding region: 358-1701 (447 amino acids)
Cellular component (GO): endomembrane system
Source: RefSeq, a predicted model, not a curated record
CGGGCUGGCGACGAGUCCUACUCCGGUCGCGCAACGUCCGCACACACAAGUACACGACCGCUUGAAACGAGCGCACGACACGGCGGCACAGUCGUCUAGUCCGUGUGGCGUCAUCACGUAGCCCGCCGUCGUCACUCGUCAGCGACACCACAGCAACCGAUCCGCCGCGCGCUUUCGGCUGCCACGUUUCGACUGGGUAACGCGCGCGCACACGCGGUCGGUCGGUCGGCCGUCCACUGUUGUACCCGCCUGGACGUCGUGUGAUACGCGUCCGUUUCUCGACGUCACUCCGCGGCGGACGGGUCUCGCGUCCCGGCGACCUACACACACCACGGAGGAGCCAGUGCCGGCGCAAACAUGACCGGUUCAAAAAUGUCAGCUUUAAUUUUAGUUGUGUUGGCUAUCAACACAGUGUCAAUUCAAGGAUGGGAUACUGAUCAAAUGGAGGUUUUUGAUCUGGUUGAAGAAAUGAAUAAUAUAAAUUUUUAUAAAUUUUUAGAAGUACCUGAAGAUGCCAAUUCAUCAGCAAUACGGCAUGCAUUUAGAAGGAUGUCAUUGAUAUUACAUCCUGAUAAAAAUGACUCUCCAGAUGCAGAAGCCAGAUUCAGAGAAUUAGCUUCAAUUCAUGAUGUUUUGCGGGAUCCUGUUAAACGUGGUCAUUAUGACAAAGUUUUAAGUGAAGGGUUACCAGAUUGGCAUCAUGCUGUUUAUUACUACAGAAGAGUUAGAAGGAUGGGUUUUCUAGAAAUGAUUGUUAUUCUCUUUUCUAUUAUAAGUGUUGGACAAUAUCUUGUGGCUUGGGGAUCAUAUAUAGAAAAUAAAUUCACUGUGGAAGAGUUAUUGAGUUCAAAAAUUAAAAAAAUUCGAAAACAAAAGAAAUAUCGAGGUGAUUCAACAUUACCACCGGAAUUUGAUGUUAACAUACCAAAACCUAGUUUAAAAAAUACACUUCCAUGUCAAUUACCUUAUUGGUUAUGGUUAUUCAUCUUAAAAUUACCUUCACUUACAACUUCAGCCAUAUCAUUUUUGGUCACAAAAUUCAAAGAAAGAAAAAAUAACCAAAAAAAAGUGGAUUUUGAAAAACCAGAACCAGUUGUUCGUGAAAGAAUAAGACGUCGCAAAAUACCGUAUAAAAUACCAGAAAUUAAUGAUUAUCAAAAUACUAAUGGAGAUACACGUGGAAAAGCUAAUACUGAUAAAAAUGAAACGCCAACAGUUGCUGGCGGAUUGUGGACGGAUGAAGAUUUAUAUGAAUUGUCACAGAUGGUAAAUAAAUUUCCUCCUGGUACAUCAGAUAGGUGGCAAAAGGUUGGCAAAGCAAUGCAACGUCCUGUUCCUGAAGUUGCAUUUAUGGCCAAUAAAAUGAAACAAAAUGGGUAUAAGGUGCCAACUCCUGGAGAGACAAUAGAGCCAGUUAUCACCGAAGAACCGAAGAAAGUUAAAACAAGAGCAACAGAAAAUGUUGAGUCAAGUGACAAUUCAUGGACUCAAAUUCAACAGAAAACAUUGGAAAAUGCUCUUAUUAAGUUUCCUAAGGGAUCUACAGAAAAUCGCUGGGAAAAGAUUUCUAAAUGUGUACCAAAUAAAACUAAAGAAGAAUGUAUGGCAAGAUAUAAAGAACUAAAUGAACAACUGAAAAAGAAAAAAGAUUCAAUUGAUGAAGGUUUAGAUAAUGUUAAAAACGAUACUAAUGAAUCGUGAAUUAUGAAUUAUGAAUUUCUAUAUACCUUGCUUUUAUGUCCCCUGUUUCUUCUUAAGUCUGAUUUGGUUGUGAUUAUUUAAGCUCAUUUUAUAAUUGACAUGACAUCAGUGUGUGUUAAUAGCCAAUUGAAAUGUAAAUCCAUGUAAUAAAUUAAUAUUAACCCUAAACGAUUCAAAUGACUAUUGUCAUUCUUACAAAAACUAUUGAUCCCAAUUAAGAUAUAAUUUAUAAUAAUUGCCCUAUUAUGUUUUAAUUAUUUUAUUCAUUAAAUAAAUUGUAUGUUAUUAUACCUUUUUAAAAUUAAUAUACCAUGUAUAUAUAUGAUGUGCUAAAUCUGUUUAUUCUGUAGUUUUCAAUAUUGACUUGGGUAUUUUAU